UCGACUAAAACGGAAGUAACAGAAUUGUAAACAGACUAAAUCCGUCGUCCGCACGGCGAUCAUCCGUCCUCUGUGACUCGAGAAGAGGACUAGACAACCCCACCAUGGGAGCCGUCCUUGGAUUGUGCUCCGUGGCAAGUUGGAUUCCCUGCCUGUGUGGCAGCGCCCCCUGCCUGUUGUGUCGUUGCUGCCCCAGUGGAAACAACUCGACAGUGACUCGGCUAAUUUAUGCCUUCUUCCUGCUGCUGGGAGUUGGCAUUGCCUGUAUCAUGUUGAUGCCUGGCAUGGAGGGACAACUCAAGAAGAUUCCAGGGUUCUGCGAGGGAGGGAUGGGCUCGUCCAUUCCUGGUGUGGAGGGUCAUGUGAACUGUGAUGUGCUGGUUGGCUACAAGGCUGUGUAUCGCGUCUGUUUCGGCAUGGCCAUGUUUUUCCUGCUUUUCUCUCUGCUGAUGAUCAAAGUCAAGAGCAGCCAGGACCCACGAGCAGCUUUACACAACGGAUUUUGGUUCUUCAAGUUUGCUGCAGCUACUGCCAUCACCAUCGGUGCCUUUUUCAUCCCAGAAGGUCCCUUCACUAUAGUCUGGUUCUAUGUGGGUAUGGCUGGGGCCUUCUGCUUCAUUUUGAUCCAGCUUGUGUUACUCAUCGACUUUGCCCAUUCCUGGAAUGAGUCCUGGGUUGAGAAGAUGGAAGAGGGUAACUCUCGGUGCUGGUAUGCAGCUCUUCUGUCUGCCACCACUGUGAACUACUUGGUGUCUCUGGUCUCCCUGGUGAUGUUCUACGUGUACUACACCCACUCUGAUGGUUGCACAGAGAACAAGGCCUUCAUCAGCGUCAAUAUGCUGUUGUGCAUUGGUGCCUCUGUCAUGUCUAUCCUGCCUCAAAUCCAGGAGUCCCAGCCCAGGUCUGGGUUACUGCAGUCCUCUCUUGUCACUCUCUAUACCAUGUACCUCACCUGGUCUGCCAUGACCAAUGAACCUGACAGGAAGUGCAACCCGAGCCUUCUGGGUAUCAUUGGCCUGAACAGCACCAGUCCUCCUGGCCCAGACCAUGUAGUCCAGUGGUGGGAUGCACAGGGCAUUGUAGGCUUGAUCCUUUUCCUCAUGUGUGUCCUCUAUUCCAGCAUCCGCAACUCAUCCAAUGCCCAGGUGAACAAGCUGACCCUGACCAGUGACGAGUCGGCCCUGAUAGAGGAUGGGCCCCACCCUGAGAACUUCGAGGAGGGCAGUGAUGGGUUGAACCGCGCUGUAGACAACGAGAAGGAUGGGGUUACCUACUCCUACUCUUUCUUCCACUUCAUGCUGUUCCUGGCCUCACUCUACAUCAUGAUGACCCUCACCAACUGGUACAGCCCAGACUCCAGCUAUGAGACGAUGACCAGCAAAUGGCCGUCCGUGUGGGUGAAAAUCUCCUCCAGCUGGAUCUGCAUUGCCCUCUACGUCUGGACUCUGGUGGCCCCGCUGGUUCUGGUCAACAGAGACUUUGACUGAAAAACUCCUGACACCAUCGGGCUGUACAAACGAGCUUAUCCAUUAAUUUUUGUUUCAGAAAAUGUGAAGGUAGUAGAUAGAAAUGGAUAGGGUAAAAAUUCCCCAAUCAACCAACAGGCUUAUCGUGGUAAUUUUCCUCCUGCGGUGUUGCCUAAAUGUCUCUCAACCCUGAUUUCAAUUUAGCUGCUCUUCAUCAUUUGCUUAAGUGCCACUGUGGUUACUCGUCAUCAGCCUGCUGUACUGGUGAUCCAUGCUGUUGGUAUUGUAAAUAGUUUGUGCAUAGUUAGAUGAUCUGCCCUGCCAUUUUGACAUGUAUGACUUUAAUUUUUCUUUAUAUACAAAAGAGCUGCAUGCUUUUGCUUUUAGAUUUGUGUAAAAAAUAGUGGGUUAUGUUGAAGCUGUUAUUUGAUUGUGUUUAGAAAUGUGACGAGGGAUAUUAUCAGGUCAUUGCUUGUCUGUAUAAUAUGGAGGUUAUGGGGCUGUAAACACAGCUGAGGUUUUUUAUGAUGAUGUGUUUAUCUGUAAGAAAUUGAUCUAACACAAAAAAUUGUGGAAAAACUUAUCUGCUUUUCAGUCAUCCUGACUGACAUGUUUUGCUUUUAUUUGCGUAGGCAUGAUACUAGCAUUUUAGAAAUAGAGACUAGGCAAGUAACUCAUUUAGUUAACUAAAUAGUACCAUCCCCAAGCAUGGUCAUCUUGGGAUGUAGGCUAGCUUUCUGCAUGACAUGAAAAUAACUGCUAUUUUGUAUUUAAGCUGUGCUGGCUGUUUUAUUUGGAGGCAUUAUCCUACAGAACUGAUUGCAUAAAGCAAAAGUGAGCUGAACAGGUAAAGUAUUUAAAUUAUUUUGUGUUAAUUUGUUGUUUAUCCUUUGCACUGGAGUGUGUAUCUGUAAAAGAGCAUUUGUGGAAGUCUGGAGUUAGACUGUAGUAGGUGUUCUGACAGACUAACCAGACAUGUAUAGUCGUUCAUAUUAACUUGGUUUCUUACCCUGCUUUUAUCCUAGAAAUGUGUUUUGUCAUGUUAAAGUGCAUUGUAACUAAUGUAAUAAACAUGAAACAAAAUUAAA
Molecule: messenger RNA, 2554 nt
Organism: Lampris incognitus (smalleye Pacific opah)
Lineage: Eukaryota; Metazoa; Chordata; Actinopteri; Lampriformes; Lampridae
Gene: serinc1
Product: serine incorporator 1
Exons: 10
Coding region: 105-1487 (460 amino acids)
Cellular component (GO): membrane
Source: RefSeq, a predicted model, not a curated record